AUGUCCGAUGUUUACGGCAGACUUCCUCUACAUUAUGCGUGUAUACACGGUCGGGUAGAAAUGGUGAAAGAUCUAUUAGCUGCAGGUCCUCACACUGUUGACGCGAUGGACCAUGACAAUUUCACCCCGCUGAUUCACAGCAUUGUCAAGGGUCAGCUGGCGUGUGCUGAGCAACUUCUUCACAACAAUGCUCGCAUUGAUCCAGCUUCUGAAUCAGACCACAUUCCACUGAACCUGGCAUGCCAGCAUGGAUCGCUUCCAAUUGUGGAGAUGCUUCUCGAACGACGUGCACAAUUACUCCCAGAUGCAGAAGGCCUCUAUCCUCAACAUAUGGUCGCAAGAGCUUCUCAGUCUCCGCAAUUGCUGAUGAUGCUGAAACAACAUGGGGCUGAUCUGAACCAGAAAGACAAACUGUACCAAUGGACGCCGCUGUUUCAUGCUGCUAGUGAAGGGUGCGUUGACUGUCUGCGCGCUCUUCUUGAAUUGGGUGUUGACGCCGAUGUUGUAGACGAGAAGGGCCUCGCUGCAAUGUAUUAUGCAGCGUGGGAAGGUCACUUAGAGUGCAUGCUUCUUCUUUGGUCGCAUCGCUACGGUCAAUAG
Aspergillus oryzae RIB40 is the source of this 600-nucleotide messenger RNA. It is a transcript of the gene phoC, whose product is annotated as putative cyclin dependent kinase inhibitor Pho81. NCBI's taxonomy places the organism in Eukaryota, Fungi, Ascomycota, Eurotiomycetes, Eurotiales, Aspergillaceae. The transcript has 3 exons. Gene Ontology annotation, cellular component: cytoplasm. The record is from RefSeq and is a predicted model, not a curated record. The coding region runs from base 1 to 600 and encodes 199 amino acids. Gene Ontology annotation, molecular function: protein binding.